Molecule: messenger RNA, 840 nt
Organism: Aedes aegypti (yellow fever mosquito)
Lineage: Eukaryota; Metazoa; Arthropoda; Insecta; Diptera; Culicidae
Gene: bisc
Product: TM2 domain-containing protein CG10795
Source: RefSeq, a predicted model, not a curated record
AGAACGAAACGUCAAACACAAGCGUAAACAACAAGCGAAGAAGAGCAAAAUAACAAACUCGCAUUUCUUGAUCCACUGUUUUUUUGUUCAAACUAAUGAAUAUUAGCAAAGAUUAUUGUAAAUUAAGGUGUGUUAAUAGCAAACAGUUAGAAUAUCGAUAGUUUAAGUGCAAAACAGUUAGCAUACAAGACCAUGAAGCCCCAGCUUUGGUACGGUUCGACGGUGCUUUACCUUUUGGCAGCGAUUAUCCCCUGCAGCCUGGAGGCCGUCGAAAUUGACUGUUCCGAGCUGCGUAUGGGGCAGUACCUGUGUCCGGAUCCCAGCGUACGGCACAUCGAUCCCAAGACCCAGCAGCUGCGUGGGUGCACCAAAGAGAACAAGGCCCGCGUUUGGUGCCUGGCCGUGGAGGGCAUCAACUGUAGCGAAACGAAAAACUCCAGCUUCACGCGGGAGAUGCCCUGCAAGUGGACCAACGGGUACCACUUCGACACGUCGCUGCUACUGUCCGUCUUCCUCGGCAUGUUCGGAGCGGAUCGAUUCUAUCUGGGCUAUCCGGCGAUCGGAUUGCUCAAAUUCUGCACCCUGGGCUUCAUGUUCCUCGGUCAGCUGGUGGACGUCAUUCUGAUAGCAACCCAGGUGGUCGGUCCAGCCGAUGGAUCGGCUUACGUAAUCCCUUACUACGGACCCGGCAUCACGGUUGUACGAAGCGACAACUGGACAUAUCGGUUACCGCAGGACAAUUGGUGAUUGUUGGCCAACGUUUUCAGAAAACAUAAACUAAUAAAGCACUGACUGAGAACGCAUACUUGGCCUGAGACGGCUCGGUUGCAUUAGCCUUAA